Molecule: messenger RNA, 3064 nt
Organism: Macrobrachium nipponense
Lineage: Eukaryota; Metazoa; Arthropoda; Malacostraca; Decapoda; Palaemonidae
Exons: 5
Coding region: 16-2268 (750 amino acids)
Biological process (GO): regulation of transcription by RNA polymerase II
Molecular function (GO): DNA binding, bending
Source: RefSeq, a predicted model, not a curated record
ACUAGGAAAAGGAAAAUGUCUUAUCAGUGUGGGCUAUGCAAGAAAGAUUAUUCUUCAAUAAAACGCUUAGAAAAACACAAAUGCUCGUUUUGCUUUUUUUGUCAACGUUCAUAUAGCACUAAGCAAAAAUAUGACAGUCAUAGUUGUGCUGGCAAAAAUGCAAAGGAAAUACUGAGUGUUGGUUUUGAAAAUCCUGGUAUUUCUAGUCAUGUGUGUGAAUGGUGUAAAAAGGGAUUUUCAAGUUUGAAUUACUUAGCUGCUCAUAAAUGCCCGUACUGUGCAGUGUGUGAUCACAUUUUUGCAUCAUAUCAAAAGUAUGAAAUGCACAAGCGCAAAUGUGCAAGGUUGCACUCUUCAGCUGAUUUAGAGCCUGUAGAUUCAUUACCACCACCAGAGCCUACUAGUACCCCAGUCAUUACAGAUCAUAAGUGUGAAUUAUGUAAAAAGUAUUUUUCUAGUCCUAAAUAUCUUGCUACUCAUAAAUGUGCAUAUUGUAGACCAUGCAGAAGAAGUUUUGCUACUUUUCAAAAGUUUCGAAUGCACAGAUUAAAGUGCACAAGAGUUAAUCAUUCUUCAGAAAAUAAUUCAGACUUGGGCACUGCAGAUGAAGUUAUAAAUAACAAUAGUUUACAAGAAGUCGUUGCAGCAAGAGGUAAUUUUAUUACCAGAAAAGUAAUAAGUCACAUGGCCAUGCUGGAGUUGAUCAGACGUAUGUCGGGGUUGUCAUCUAUGAUUGAUCUGAUUGAUCACUCUGGGCCUUCCCUGACAAAGACUCAUGAUGUGAAUGAGAGACCAGAAAAUUUGACACAUAAGCCAGGAAGUCUUAUUAAUUUACUAGACACCUCAGAACAAGAUAAUUUCCAGUGCUUUGGUGGAGAAUCUACAAAUUUUAUUCUUAGUAGAUUAUCUUUGAGUAGGAAUUCCCCAGAAAAUGACAGAGAAUCAGAUGUUGGAAGUGUAGAUAUUGAGGAUGGUCAAGAUAACAAGAGUGUUACUUCUUUGGAUUUUGAUAAUGCAAAUUCAGAUGAGGUUAUUGAUCAGAAAAAGUUAGACUUUUUAGACAAUAGUAUGGAUAAUAUUGGAGACCAUUCUGUAAGUCAGAAAGAGGCUGAAGAGCAUAGACAGUCCCCAAAAUAUAAAGAGAAACACUUUGAACAAUUUUCAGUCGAUGACAAAAUAGGUGCCACAUCCCCUUAUGUAAAUGAGUGGAUGCGUUUGGAAAGAUCCCCAAGUGAAAGUGAGCAUACUGUUGACCAUUCCCUUUGUGAUGAGAGAACAGAUCAUUAUAAUGUUAAUGAAGGAGAUAGAUUGUUAAACUUUUCAGUCUGUGAUGAUGAAAGUGCUGGUGUUAGGUUUUCCUCCAUGAGUAGUGAUUGUAAAAUAAGUAGACUACCUGAAAAUCCAAAAGAAAAAUUUGAUGUUUAUUCUAAAACUGCACCCUCCUUCCAUCAUCCAAAUCCUGAAUCAUCAGAAUUGUUACCUCUUGAGGAAAUUGAACCUGCCAGAUUGGAUCAAAAUGUUGUUUUCGCUCAGUUAGUGGCAGCUAUAAGAUCUCAGUUCCUGUUAUCUGCUGGGUCUCACAAAUCAUCAUAUUUUUUGGAUGACAGUCAAGAUAGCUCCGAUAACCAAAUAAAGGAAUGGAUAAGUGAGAUGCCUCGUGCUAAGUUAAUAGACUCGAAGCCCCGUGGGCGUAUGUCUGCCUAUGCAUUUUUUGUUCAGACAUGUCGUGAAGAACAUAAGAAAAAGCAUCCAGAUGAGAAUGUUGUCUUCUCAGAGUUUUCCCGCAAGUGUGCUGACCGUUGGAAGACUAUGACUGAUAAAGAGAAAAUUCGCUUUUAUGAGAUGGCUGAAAAGGAUAAAGAUAGAUAUGAAAGUGAAAUGAAGGGAUACAGAGGACCUCGGAUGCCCCGAGGUAGUCGUAAGCGCCGUAAUCGUAAGGAUCCAAAUGCACCCAAAAGAGCUUUAUCAGCAUUCUUCUGGUUUUGCAAUGAUGAAAGACCUAAAGUUCGAGCUGCCAACCCGGACAUGGGAGUUGGUGAAAUUGCAAAGCAGUUGGGUGCAGCCUGGAGCAAUACCUCAUCAGAAGUAAAGAGCAAGUAUGAGGCCAUGGCAGAGUACGACAAAGCUAGAUAUGAAAGGGAAAUGAAAGCCUUCAAAGAAGGAAACUUUGCAGCCAAGAAACAAAAGACUGUGGAUACACCAGAUGAGGAUGAUGAAGAAGAAAGUGAAAGUGAAGAGGAUGAGGAGGAAGAAGAAGAAGUUGAAUGAGCAUUGUACACAUUGUAGGUCAGCCAGAAGUAUUAUAGGAGUUUUCUUUUUUUUAUUUAUUUAAUCAAAUAGGCUUCAUUUUGUAGAACUGGUCUUUGUAUGACCUGUGUUGUUAUGGGCUCCCUUGAGUGCAUGAAGACAGCGCUGGUAUAAAUUUGUUUAGUUGGUUAUCCUUGAACUGUAAAAUUUUCCAUAUAUAUUUUUAAUGGGAAAGCCAAAGAAAAUCUUUAUUGAGUUAAUAAGAAAUUUUUUGUUUGUAUUUAUUAGAUUUUGAGUGAUUUAACUUAUUUUAGUGUUAGAGUUAUGGUGUUCAUUAGCGAACAAAUGAAUGUACAUAAAUAUUUUGUAAAACAGUCAAGGUCUGACAAAGGUUUCCUAAAAGUCUUGGGAUCCUUUGUUAUGAUGAGAGACCAGCUGUUAUGACAGAUGUACUUCACUCUCAUAGAUUUGUACAUCAUGUCUCAUUAAGGCCCUCAAAUAGUGAAGCCAAUUCAUUUACACAAUAUUAAAAAUAAAAUCGUGUGAAAUUUUACCUUGAUAGAGGUUGAUUAGAACCUUAAAGGAGGUUUGUGGUACAGGUCACAAGUUUUUAUGGAGCAUAACAAGUGUCUUAAAUUUUUUUAUAAAUUUCUGAUAAAGAGUCCUUUUACAUUGUUCCAAAGGCUCGUGUCUGUAUUGCUCUCUAGGCCUGAGUGGGAUGAAUUGAGCUUAAUGACAUAUAAUCUUCUUACACCACAGCAUUUUUUUGCUGUGACCUUUUGUAUGAAGAAUAUGAAUUAAAAAUCCAGUUUGUAAA